ACCGCCCCUAAUUUCUCGAACUACAACAAAUAUCCGUCGUCUUCUCGACUUUUUUUUUCCCAUUCCUUCCAGAACAUCCUCAUAACCAACCUAAGUACCUUGGCAACUUGGGAACAUUAUCUGGUCUUCAAUUGAGGGAAGGGUCAUUUCGAAGACGUCGAUAUUUCCGUAAUUAGUCCACCAUGGCUACAAUCAAUGCUACCGUCGUCGGUGCAUUCACCAAUUACGACACGUAUAUGGGUGUUUUCGAGGAGGUUUCUAAGUACAAUGUCCAACUCAACAUCGUAGAGCGCUUGUGGGCUGCAUGGUAUCUAUGGAUGCAGAAUGAUACGCUAGCGACGGGAAUCAUGAGCUUCUUGAUGCACGAGAUCGUCUACUUCGGCAGGUGUAUACCUUACAUGGUCCUCGACUGCAUUCCCUACUGCAACAGAUUCAAGAUUCAGAACCAGAAGAUUCCGACAUGGAAGGAGCAAUGGGAAUGCGCUGCCCUAGUUCUUCUCAGCCAUGUCACUGUCGAACUUCCUCAGAUUUGGCUCUUCCACCCUAUCGCUACAUACUUUGGCAUGGACUACGGCGUUCCCUUCCCUAAGAUUCAGACGAUGGCCCUGCAAAUCGCUGUCUUCUUCGUUAUGGAGGAUGCGUGGCACUACUGGCUCCACCGGGCUCUGCACUACGGCCCUCUGUACAGGAUGAUUCACAAGCUUCACCACACUUACUCCGCACCCUUCGGUCUCGCCGCUGAGUAUGCUUCGCCAAUUGAGACUAUGCUUCUUGCGCUCGGAAGCGUCGGAAGCCCCAUCUUAUGGGUCUCUAUCACCGGCGAACUUCACCUAUUCACCAUGUACGUUUGGAUCAUCGGCCGUCUCUUCCAGGCCAUCGACUCGCACAGUGGAUACGACUUUCCCUGGAGCUUAAGGCAUUUCUUCCCCUUCUGGGCUGGUGCUUUCCACCACGACGUCCACCACGAGAAAUUCAUCGGCAACUACGCCUCUAGCUUUACAUGGUGGGACUGGAUGCUCGACACCGAGUCUGGCCCCGAGGCUGCCAAGCGCCGUCGGGAGAGGAUGCUGGCCAAGAAGAUGACCAAGAAGGCUCAGUGAAAGGCUCAAAUAUCCUCGCAAUGGGACAUGAUUUGGGAUAUGAGGCGGGUCAGCUAGUGAUGACUUUACGCCAGUCCCUUUGAGAACACUUGCUCCUGGGUAUCAGAAAUUGCUGGCCACUGACGGAGGACAAGUUUACCAAAUUGCACAGACGCAGCACCUAGUGGCCCCCCAAAAAGCCAUUCUACGAUUUGCGUCGAUCGUUAAUACUAUAGACUCGGACUGGCUGCCCUAAUACACCUUGUAAUUAAUAAAUAACGAAGAGAAGAGAAAGCUACUAGCAUAGAUUAAUAUCAAGCUCGGCGUCCUUCAAUGGAGCCAAAGCAAAGUUCACACAAAU
Messenger RNA from Annulohypoxylon truncatum, 1440 nucleotides. Its product is annotated as methylsterol monooxygenase. Gene Ontology annotation, molecular function: iron ion binding; C-4 methylsterol oxidase activity. Lineage: Eukaryota; Fungi; Ascomycota; Sordariomycetes; Xylariales; Hypoxylaceae. The coding region runs from base 183 to 1100 and encodes 305 amino acids. Gene Ontology annotation, biological process: ergosterol biosynthetic process. The transcript is spliced from 3 exons. The record is from RefSeq and is a predicted model, not a curated record.